Gopherus flavomarginatus (Mexican gopher tortoise) is the source of this 8450-nucleotide messenger RNA. RefSeq names its product CTD phosphatase subunit 1 (gene CTDP1). Bases 151 to 2691 code for a protein of 846 amino acids. Gene Ontology annotation, molecular function: RNA polymerase II CTD heptapeptide repeat phosphatase activity. The record is from RefSeq and is a predicted model, not a curated record. Gene Ontology annotation, cellular component: nucleus. The transcript has 13 exons. Lineage: Eukaryota; Metazoa; Chordata; Testudines; Testudinidae.
CCCGGCGCCCGGCCCCCGCGAGCGGCCGCCGAGCGCCGAGUGAAGGCGGAGCGGCCCGGUGUGGUGCGCGAGCUCUGCGCGCGGCCCGGACAGGUCAUCGCGCCCGGAGGCAUUUUGGUGAGACUGGAAGGAUGUAGCCAUCCUGUUGUUAUGAAAGGUUUAUGCGCAGAAUGUGGCCAGGACUUGACUCAGCUACAAAGCAAGAAUGGAAAACAGAAUGUGCCAUUAUCCACAGCAACUGUAUCUAUGGUUCAUAGUGUUCCAGAACUGAUGGUUAGCUCUGAGCAAGCUGAACAACUAGGACGGGAAGACCAGCAGCGACUACACCGAAAUCGAAAGCUGGUGCUGAUGGUAGAUUUGGACCAGACAUUGAUCCAUACUACAGAACAGCACUGCCAACAGAUGUCUAAUAAAGGAAUAUUCCAUUUCCAGUUAGGUCGAGGUGAACCUAUGCUGCAUACUCGUUUGCGUCCUCAUUGCAAGGAAUUCUUAGAAAAGAUUGCCAAGCUGUAUGAAUUACAUGUUUUUACCUUCGGUAGCAGACUUUAUGCACAUACAAUUGCAGGAUUUUUGGACCCUGAAAAGAAACUGUUUUCUCAUCGGAUAUUGUCAAGAGAUGAAUGUAUUGAUCCAUUUUCUAAAACAGGGAAUCUUAGAAAUCUCUUCCCAUGUGGUGACUCCAUGGUUUGCAUUAUUGAUGACCGAGAAGAUGUUUGGAAGUUUGCACCCAAUUUGAUAACUGUAAAGAAAUAUGUAUACUUUCAGGGUAUAGGCGAUAUUAAUGCACCACCUGGAUCAAGGGAAGCUCAGAUGAAAAAGAAGGUAAAUCAUUCUUCAAAAACAACUGAAGCAUCUGAUCCCGCAGUGAUAACAGCAAAAGAUUCAGAAGAAGCAAAGAAUGUUACAUGUAUAGAAGAACAAAGUAAUGGUCUUGGGAAAUCUACAAAAGAGAUGUGUACUACAAAUGGUAGUAACUUUAUGAGCAGCGAAACUUCUAACUUGGAGUUGAAUUCCAAUGAUAGAUUAAAUGUUAGAGACUCCUUAAGUGGUACCAUUGAUAAUAAAACAAAUGCUGCCAUCAUUAAUGAUUCAACUAGUGUUAAGGAGUCUCAGAUUUCUUCAGAACAAGAUGAUAGGACAGUUUCAGAGAAGCAGCAGACCCAAGACAAGGGAACAAAUAACUUGGACUUUGAACUCUCUAGUGACAGUGAAAGUGACAGUGGAUUAGAUGCUAGGAAGUCGUCGUCGUCUUCUGCCUCAGAUAGUGAAAAUGAGGGAAAGAGAAGCUGGAAAAAAUCAGAGCAACCUGUACCAGAUGAAAAUUUGCAGCAAGAAUGUUGCACUGACAUGAGUGGGGGAAAGGAUGGUCAAGUGAACCAUUCUGAGGAGGCGACAGCUCCACCUAGUGUGUGUCCUCAUGGCAAGACAGUUGAUCUUGAAAUGCAAGAAGAAAGCGAACAGGACAGCCUUUGUGAUCUGGGAAAUGGGUGUGCAGACAAGAAAGAAGCCGAGACGGAGUCCCAGAAUAGUGAACAGUCUGGGAUUACAAUGGGUGAGUCUUUAGAUCAGAGCAUGGAAGAAGAGGAAGAGGAAGAAGAUACAGAUGAAGAUGACCAUUUAAUAUACCUUGAAGAGAUCCUUGUUCGGGUGCACACUGAUUAUUAUACCAAGUAUGAUAAAUACCUGAAACAGGAGAUCAGUGAAAUUCCAGACAUAAGAAAAAUAGUACCAGAAUUGAAAAGCAAGGUAUUGGCAGAUGUUACCAUAAUAUUUAGUGGACUCUAUCCAACAAAUUUCCCCAUAGAAAGAACCCGAGAGCAUUAUCAUGCUACAGCACUUGGAGCUAAAAUUAUAAAGAACCUAGUACUGAAUGCUGAUGAUCCCAACAAGGCAACCCAUCUGAUUGCAGCAAGGGGAGGCACAGAGAAAGUACGGCAAGCUCUGGACUGUAAACACCUCCAUGUUGUAAACCCUGACUGGCUGUGGAGCUGCUUGGAGCGUUGGGACAAGGUAGAGGAGCAGCUUUUUCCCUUAAAGGAUGACUACAUCAAAACACAAAGAGAGAACAGUCCUGCCAUGUUUCCUGAUACACACAGCACGUUCCAGACUGCUCUGUUUCACCCGACGCCCAUCCAUCCAAAGUUUCAGCCGGGUCCUGAAGUUCGGCUUUAUGAUUCCAACACUGGAAAGCUUAUCAGGAAGGGCUCUCAGUCUUCUGUCCAGUCUCUGUAUAUCCAGUCUCCAGCUCCUCCCCUCACUUUACCGGUCCACGGGGAGCACUCAUCCUUCAGAGUUGUUCAACCACAUCAGCAGCAGCUGUUUGAUGAAGAGGAGUUACCAGCAAAUGAGAAUGAAGAUCAACCUGGUCCAUCCAAACGGAAACGCCAGCCAAGUAUGUCCGAGACAAUGCCACUGUACACACUCUGUAAAGAGGAUUUAGAGAGUAUGGAUAAAGAGGUUGAUGACAUCUUAGGAGAAGGCAGUGAUGAUAGUGACAGUGAGAAAAAGAAGACGGAAGAGGAGGGAGAGAAACCACAGAGUAGUGCAACAGAAUCGCUAGGAAUGAAAAUAGAAGAGAGGCCUGGAUCAUCAUCCUCAUCAAGUGAAAGGAGCUUAACAGGCAGUGUACCCAGAGUCUCUUCUAAAAACAAAGAGUUGGAGUCUUCUACAGAAAAUGUUCAUAAGAAAUAAACACAAGUUCCUCCCCAGCCAUCGUGACCGAAGUUCCCUCUAAGCUGGGCGGCUGCCCUCCCCUCACUGCCAUGACGCUCCUGCCCUCUGCUUUGGAGCUGCUCCCAAGAGCCUCCUGCUUGCUGUGCAGAGGAGGGAGGUGAUGCUGAUAUCAGGGUGUCCCCAUCCCCCUGCCUCUGUACCCCAUCUUGACCACAGGGCUCAGGACGGAGGGAGCUUGCUGGUAGCUGCUGCUGUCUGAACGAGCUUAUCUACUUAAAAGGGCAGCGUACUUUAAAGGGGCAAGCAUGUCUGUCUGUGUGUGUGUGUCUGUCUCUCUCUCUCACCACAUACUGGUGGUGGUGGUGGUGGUGGUGUUGUUGUUACUUCUUGAUACUACUUUCAAAGUGUGUUUUAGUUUUUUGACUGGUCUGUUCGUUUCAUAAUUUUUUUCUUACACUUAAAUUUAAUUUUUUGAGUAAUGAGCUCUAAAAUGCCUAACCUGUCCUGGCUGGAGUAAUUAUCCCUAUGGUAACUUCUUAAUAAAAUAUAUAUAGCAUAUCUAGGGUUUUUAUUUCUGCCGGUGGUGUACAUCCAUAUAUUACCACGAGAUGGUGCACAUAACAAAAUUCAUUCCACACAUGAAUGGAAAAAAUUAGAGGGAACAUUGAAAGUAUAACUACCAACCAAUUUUAUAUUAAAACCAGAGUUGGCAUGAAAUCAUAAACACAAUAAAGGAAUGCUAACAAGGUUGAAUAGCCCUACAUUUAAAGCCCACUCAAACUUAAUUUUUCCAAGUCUGCAGCUAUAUAGAAACAAAUAAAGUAUUACCUUCAAGAUGAGACCCUUUUAUUGUCUUAAAUUUCCAACCGGUAGGUUCAGUAUCCAUCUACCACCAAUUGGUAAAGAAUCAAAUGUGUUGUAAGGAUGCUCAUUCUGCCUUCCCUCUGCUUUCCUUUGGGGCUCCAUUUUGAUUAUUACAUUUAUAAGAACUUAGAUUUCUUAAAUCUCAGCUCAAUAACUUAAGUCUGCAGCUGUCUUAUUAGAGGCAAAUACAUUUCUCUGUAAUGGAAGAGAAAUGUAAAUUUUAAAGCCAUCAACUUUUGAUUGUCUAAAUCACCUGUUAAUUUUUUUAUCAUAACUCAGAAAUCUUUCUAUGCAGAGUGAGUUUGCUGUAAUUGACUGAAGCAUCUCAGUCUGGGGGUUAAAUGGUAGCUGUGAGCUUCUGUAAAUUGUGUCCUACAGUCAUAAGUGAAUCACUGGUAUUUUAGUAGCACAAGACUGUAUAUCAGGAAACCACCAUAUGGUAUGACAUGAUUGAUGCUUGUGGGGAGGGCCACAGCUGGGACAGCCAGGUUGCUGUGGGUUAAUCACUGUUGAGGAGCUAUAUAGAAAACCUAUAUAGGAUUUGCUAUCCUGGUUCUUAGGUUCUUGCACUUAAUCUUGUAUAUAUGAUCACUUAAAUUCAUCAAGUAAGUUGGUGUGACCAGGUACCUGGAAGGGCUACACUGAAAAUGCUUACUUGGGCAAACUGCAAGGAAUAGGGCAGACAAUCCCUAAAAUUGGUGGUUUAUUCUAUAAUUAGAUUCACCAAGCCAGUAACAAAACAGCUUCUGUAAUACCACACUGGUUACCAAGAAACAAAAAUACAGUCCCUUUUAAGCAUCCCAGUCCUUGAUCCCACCUAGACAGCCAAGUCUAAUAUGGUGAGUAGUUACUGAAAAGCAGAUUCACCUUAUGUUACGUCCACCAGUCCCAAAGGACCAGACACUGAUCUUCAGGUCAGUAUGAAUCUCAGAUCUUACCCAAUAAUGACACUGAUACCUGUGCUUUAGUAACUAAAACUAAAGGUUUUAAUAAUAAAAAAAGAAAGAAGAGAGUUGCUGUGGUUAAAAAGAUAAGAUACGUACAGAUCUGUGUAAAGGCCUUAGGUCAGUCUCAUAGCAGAGUUGGUGAGGCUGCUGACUUGUAAAAGUCUUUCUGGAAUCAUUGUAAAAGGUUAUAGUCCAAUAGGCAGUCUAGGUUUAGAGUUUGUUCAAAUUCUUCCAUGAGAAUUCCAGGGUAAAUUCAGAGUAAACCUGGAGAGCUCAGUCUUGUGGCUUAGACCUUCCCAAAGUUUAAAAAGACCUGAGAUAAAAAGGAUCAGCCCUAGGGCUGCUUCGUUAUAGUCUUCUAGCAAGCUGAUAAGCCUCUUGACAGCAGACCAGCCCUUCCUCAGAUGAAGAACAGGGAGUAUAUAUUGUUGCUUUGAAGUUAAUCUUCUAUUUUCUAUACAGUCACAGGUAACUAGCUGCAUUUAUUCGUAUAAGCAAUUAGCCAUUCAAACUACUAAGGUAUUUCAUUAUAGCACAGAUAAGCUGAAGACAAUGUAAAUAAUAUUAUUAGUUCCUACAGUAUCUUACAUCUUUGAUCUUAUAACUGACCCAUCUGCAUGCAUAAUAUAAUUCCAUUAAGACAUGAAAUAGAAUUAGCAUCUACAAGCGACUUGUAACAUGAUAUAGGUAAACACAAAUACACUUAGCAUCCACCCUUUGAUUCUCUAACAAUACAGGCAGACAUGUUAAAGAUUCUAAUCUACUUAACAUGGCUUUGAUAACUAUCUAGAAGGAAUGGCCCUGUUUACCAUGAUAAUACCCUUUUGAUACAUCCUUAAGGGUUGCUUCUAGGUCUCACAGCUUGCUAAUUGUUUAACCUGUGCUGGCUCAGCAUUACAGCUCGGAAAAGGAAAAUAGUGUUAGGCAAAAUGGGUCUAAAAUGAGGGAUUUAAAAAGUUAACGGGUAGGCAUUAGGCUCACUGUUAACCGACCUCAACCGUUAACCCCCUGCACAGCAGACCUGGCUGCACCGGGUCGGCCAGAGCAGCCCUGAGGCCGGGUCAUGGCAGACCAGCCAGUGUGACCUCUGUUAAACGAUAUAAUUUUAAUCAUUUAACCGGUUAACUUUUAAAACAAUAUUUACAGCCCUAUCUGAAACAGUUAAAAUUAGUCAUUGUACUUUGACAACUAAUGAUAGGAUUUUCAAAAGUGUUCCUCAUAGGCUGUGUUCUCAUCAAAGUCUAUGUUAAAACUCCACUUUGACUUUAGUGGGAGCAGACAGGUAGGUCAGUGCUGAGCAUUUUUGAAAAUCCCACCUUGAGUCACUUGAAAAGUUAAAUGGCAUGUUUCAUUCAUUUGUCCUAACAAUAUUCAGUGUUUCACCAGAGAUCACAGGUUCUGAAAAAGAGUGGUAAAAUAACCAGAGUUGUAGAGAAACGGAGUUAUUUUAAGUGAUUCUUUGUGUUUCUUGCAUAAAGAGGUGAACAAGUACAUUUGUAAUUGGCUUGGAUUUUCUGCAGUAAAGGAUUAUAGAUAAACCUGACCACUAUUGUUUUUCUUGCUUAGGUUCUCCCUUCACUGCAGAAGCAGAUAUGACCUAGAAACUAGAAUAGAUGUAGGGUUGUCUGAACGUUUUUGUAAGAGCUGUGAAGUAACUUCUCUCCCCACAAGAGAAAAUGGCUAACUCAAACAUUGUGAAACAUUCAUGGUCAAAGGCUAAUAAAUAGGCUACUGGAAAAUAUAUCAUGAUGCACUGAUUCUGUUGCCGAACUAAUUUUUACUAGUCCAGGUGUUCUUCAAGAGGACAUUUAAUUUGAUAGACUUCCAUCUGUAAAUCUUAAUCAUAGAUGAAGGAAGUAGUUAACUGUCUUAGUUACUGCAGACCAAUUGCAACAGUAGAGGGAGGGCUUUACCACUGAUCACUGAAGCGCUGCCUUGACACAUGCAAGUCCCACAAAGAUAGAUUAUGGCAUAGACAAACUUAGUACCACUAAUUAACAAAAUUCAAGAUCAUGUAUAAAAUUUUUCCAAUUAGCAAGAAUGACUCAGCCUGGGACUAGCAAUUUUUUGUUUUAAAUUAACUUCCUGAAUAUAUUAGUUUUUAAUCAAUUAUGAUAAUAAAAUAGAUGUUGUUGUGUUCCACUGUAAAUAUUUUUUAGUAAAUCAGCUGUCAUAAUUUCCUGUUAUAGCUAAAAAACAGUAAAAUGACUGCUUAAUGCAGAUAUCUGCAUUAUCUAUAGCAAUAUGGUUGAAGUUUAAAUUAGUUUAUGGCAUAAAUAACUGAUUUAAUGUCAAAAUAUUUCAGUAAUUUAUAGCUGUAAUUGUUUGACAGGACCAAACAGAAAUUUCCUAAUGGAUAUAAACCAAUGCAUUGAUAUUCUUUUUUUCAGCCAGCAGGUAAUGUAAUAAAUGUCUAUAACUUGUUCUCCAAGUUCAUUCAUCUGUGGGCUACAUCAGCAACUUGCCAGAUGCCUGAAGAUUAUAUUUACAUUAAGUAUUGUGGAGUUGAUUAGUUUUGUCCUCUUCUUUAAUGUGGAAGGAAUCUGUGGAGUCUGCAGAUCUGGUUACUUAUGGAAUAUUGUUGCAUACUGGGACCUAUAGUCUCUGCAGGUUGCAAUGCUUUAAAAUGAGGAUGGUCACAAAAUAUUAUAUAGAGCUCUGAACCGUUGACCAUAAAAACCUGAAAGAUGAGCUUUAGAAAUGUUAGCUUAAAAUGGACAUCAGUCCGCCUUAGGGGAGAGAUUGUCACUGGACUUCACACCAAAACUAACUUAUCUUGUGUCAUGAUACCAUGGGUGCUGAAAUCGCAGUAUUGCACAUGGGCGUGUGUAGUAUUUGGGGCACACAUAAACCGUAGCAUUAGUAGCUAUACCAUCAUUAUGGUCUAGCGUAUAAUGCACAUGAAAUAAAAUGAUGUACAUACUUUCCAAGAAUAUAUGGAGAAAUAGCAUAUGGUAUACUUUCAACAGAUAACAAUGCUUCAGUUACUGGCACUGUGACCCAACAUAAUAGUUACUGUGCAUUACAAAGCAUGCACUCUUGUGUAACAGUUCGAUGCUUCGAGUGUUGAAAUCUGUAGAAUGCCAUGGUGAAAUGUUGACCUAAGUUGUCAGACUGGGUAUUGGUUUUUCUAGCUAAAGAAUCUAAUAGUUAUAAAGAACAAUGACAUAUACACCUCUUUAAAUGUUUGCUUUUAAACAUAAUUGUUUGGUUUAUUAUAUUGUGCUGAAAUGCGAACAUUAAUUGAAAAAUUCAGGACAUCCUCUGGUAGCUUCCCUAGAACAUUUCUAAAAUUCUAAUACGUGGUGGCAUAUCUCUGUGAAAAAUAAUGGCUUUCAGAAACGGUAAUGACUGUCACAUUUCAGAAUAGAAAAGGAGCACCGUUUUCAUAUUCUGUUCUAUUAUGGCUUGCUGAUGGUACAUUGGUGCAGCCAGUGCUACAUUCUACAGAAUCCUUUAAAAAUCAUAGCCCCUUCUGCAACUUGAUAAAAUGCAGGCCUUUUUCUCCCAGCUUUUUUAUACUUGAAAGUACAAUCACCUGCUUGCAUACGCUGAAACGUGACUAUAUUCCAUGGUAUAUAAAAGAUAAAAUAUAAAUCAAUCAUUGAAAAGACUUGUUCAUUAUAAUAUCGUUCUGCAUUUGUUCCAUGAUAUGAUGUUAUGACUUACAUGAGAAAUUAAAAAUAAGUUGAAACAGCAAAUGUGUAUCAUCCUUAAAAUCUAAACUGAACUGAAUUUUGUACGUAAAUGUUUGUUGCACUCUGUAGCUUCCAUUCUUCUUUCUAAUUUUUAAAAGAGAAGUUGGAGACAGAUCUGAUCGAGCACCUCUUUUAAGUAGAUGGGAGUUUCGUGAUUUACUUUGGUGGAAGCUGCACUGUGCCCCAGAUGUGUCCAGUAACUGUUUCUACUGACUGAGAGAUAACGAAAGUGUACUUGUUAAUGUAAUAAAAACAUGCCAUGCAUUAA